Parnassius mnemosyne (clouded apollo) is the source of this 1149-nucleotide messenger RNA. The record is from the annotation of a GenBank genome assembly. NCBI's taxonomy places the organism in Eukaryota, Metazoa, Arthropoda, Insecta, Lepidoptera, Papilionidae.
AUGGUAUCCGUCAAACCUAUAUCAGAAAAAAGCAAACAACAAAGCUUAAAGUCUAAAUCCAAAAAGAAAAAGAAUAGUGCAUUUGCUAAAAAGAAAGUAUCCAAAAUCGUGGAAAUUGUUAAUGAAAAUAGAAGUGCUAAAGUUUCUUGUCAGAAAAUAAAUCGGAGCGAAGUUAAAUAUGUGAUGCCAUCCACAAGUAUAACAGAAAAUCUCGUUGAUUCAUGCUUAGACGCGCUACAAAAAUUAGCAGCACAUCACAGUAAAAAGAAUGCAAUUUUUGGCUUUGAAACAUCUAUAUUUGCGGAAAUACGAUGCAUGAAAAUUCCUAAUACUAGAGGGAACAUAAAGUUUAUAUUACCGCACAGUACUGCUGCUUCAACAGGAGAAAUUUGUUUAAUUACUCCGGAUUUAAAAAAAGGAAAGAAAGUUGAUCAUGAACCUACUGUUGAACAUUGGAAAGACAUCUUAAAAGAAGCAGGUGUUACUGAAAUUAAAACAGUAUUGCCUUUAAGACAGUUGAAGGUAGAAUAUGACCAAUAUGAACUCAAACGGAGACUUCUUACACAACAUGAUUUUAUAAUGGUUGACACAAGGAUAUUAAACCAUGCUUCCCAUUUACUUGGAAAAAUGUUUUUUAAAAAACACAAUAUGUUAAUACCAAUUAAAAUGAAUGAGGAGGCAAAUAUUAAGAAGUACAUUGACAUUGGAUUGAGAACAGCAAUGUUGCGGUUGAAUGAAGGACACACAUCAACAAUACUUGUGGGCCACACCAGCAUGCCACAAAAUAAUUUAAAAGAGAACAUCAUGUCAUUAAUAAAACAACUUACUAGUAAAUAUCCUGGCGGAGAGGCCAAUAUUAGAUCAAUAUCUUUAAAACUGCCACUGUCCCUUCCACUGCCUUUAUACCUAACAUUAAGAUCAUCAAAUUCUGUUGGACUUCCAAAACUUGCUCAUAAAAAACCCAAACAUUUCACAGUUUUAGAGGAUGAAUUAUCAACCAUACCAGAUAGCACUGUAAGGGUAGCUCCUGAUGGCACAGUUCACCUUAAAAAGCAAAAAUAUAAGACAAACAAAAGUGUUGAUAAGGAAGAUUUGUUAGAGAGUGAAAAAGAAGAUGAAUCUGAAGGCGAUAUAAAUGAAGAGGAAUAA